Oreochromis niloticus (Nile tilapia) is the source of this 6723-nucleotide messenger RNA. RefSeq names its product cytoplasmic polyadenylation element binding protein 3 (gene cpeb3). Gene Ontology annotation, biological process: negative regulation of cytoplasmic translation. Gene Ontology annotation, cellular component: neuron projection; nucleus; cytoplasm. NCBI's taxonomy places the organism in Eukaryota, Metazoa, Chordata, Actinopteri, Cichliformes, Cichlidae. Gene Ontology annotation, molecular function: translation factor activity, RNA binding; mRNA 3'-UTR binding; mRNA regulatory element binding translation repressor activity. The transcript is spliced from 11 exons. The record is from RefSeq and is a predicted model, not a curated record. The coding region runs from base 442 to 2472 and encodes 676 amino acids.
AGUCUAAAGCAGAAGCUAUCAUUUCUUUAUGAUCGUAUUUGCUCAGUAAACUUCGUCGUCUUUAUGAAAUGAUUGUGUAUGCACUUUGUUUUUUAUUCUAGGGACAUUUUAUUUUUUAUGACAACCGGUUAAAUUGGUUCAGGUGCGUCACCUAAUUUCUGCUGCGUAAAAAAGACCUUGUGCGCCUUUUUGGGUGUUAUUUAAAAAUAAAUAAAAAUAAAUAAAAAAAAAUGGUCGCGUGCGUGUGUAGGUCAAGGUAGAAGCGGCUUUAACCUUGCUGAAGGACAGCUGUAUUUACUGACGUAUGUAAAUGAAUAUAGGGGAGGUCCUUGGGCAAAAACACGCACACAGGCACACACACUGAAUCAGUUUCACGUUGCAGCUCCGGAGUUCCUGUGUGGAAGGGAAAAACGAGACGUGGCGAAAUCUGCUCAGCAAACCAUGCAGGAUGAUUUACUGAUGGACAAAAACAAAGCCCAGCCUCACCAUCAGCAAGAUCCGACGCAAGCAGACCCUCCUCCCUCCACACCGACCCCGUCAUCGGAGCCCGCUUCUUCUUCAUCCGAGUCGGAGAGUCCGUCGACCGGGAACAACCAAGCGGCUUCAGCGCUGAGCAGCGGCAGCAAGGACAAAGCGCCGAUGGAGUCGCCGAUCCUACCCGGCUUGAGCUUCCACCACCAGCCGCAGGAGACCGGCGGCCCCCUUUCCUCCCCUCCGUCAUCGUUUGGGAGCACUUGGUCCACUGGAACCACAAAUGCCGUGGACGAUAGCUUUUUCCAGGGAAUACCCUCGGUGAACGGGACGAUGCUUUUCCAGAACUUCCCCCACCACGUCAACCCGGUAUUCGGGGGUAAUUUCUCUCCGCAGAUCGGUCUGGCUCCCCAGUCGCAACAGCAUCAGCAGCAAGCCCAGCAGCAGCAGCAGCCCCAGCAGAGGAGGUCCCCCGUCAGCCCCAACCAAGGGCCGUUCCCACAGAGAAACGCUUAUCAGACCAUCAUGAAUAACAGCAAGGGGACCCCGUCGUCGUCUUCUCCUUCGUCGUCCGCUUGGAAUAAUCACCAAAACGCGGGGUGGAGCACAGCCUCGAACCCCUGGAGCGGGCUGCAGCCAGGCAGGGACCCACGCAGAGCGGUGGGUGUCGGGGUAGGGGUCGGGGUUGGAGUCGGCGUCGGAGUGCAGUCACCCCUGAACCCAAUCUCCCCAAUGAAAAAGCCCUAUAGCAGCAAUGUUAUAGCACCCCCAAAAUUCCCACGACCCGGUCCACUCGGCCCCAAACCCUGGAUGGAGGACAGCGCAUUCAGGACUGACAACAGCAACAACAUACUGCCUUUCCAGGACCGGAAUCGGCCCUUUGAUGCUUUUAGCUUGCACUCUUUGGAGAAUUCCUUAAUGGAUAUGAUAAGGACUGACCAUGACAAAGGUAAACCACACCCUGCCGGUGGCCCACCAAUGACUAUCGCUGAUAUUAUAUGGAGGAAUCAUUUUGCAGGACGUAUGGGCCUCAACUUCCAUCAUCCUGGGGCGGACCACAUAAUGUCAUUGAACACCCGGAGCUAUGGCCGAAGAAGAGGUCGUUCCUGUCUUUUUCCCUAUGAAGACGGCUUUCUUGAUGACGGCCAUGGUGAUCCCUCCUUAACUCCGGGCCUGAACUCGCCAACCCGCGGUCAGAACGGAGAGAGGAUGGAGCGCUACUCCAGGAAGGUCUUUGUUGGAGGCCUCCCCCCUGACAUAGACGAAGAUGAAAUCACCAACAGUUUCCGUCGCUAUGGGCACCUGGUGGUAGACUGGCCCCACAAAGCUGAGAGCAAAUCCUACUUCCCCCCUAAAGGCUAUGCCUUCCUGCUUUUCCAGGAAGAAUCUUCUGUUCAGGCCCUGAUUGAUGCCUGCAUUGAGGAAGAUGGAAAACUCUACCUGUGUGUAUCCAGUCCCACAAUCAAAGACAAACCAGUCCAGAUCCGUCCCUGGAACCUGAGCGACAGUGACUUUGUCAUGGAUGGCUCCCAGCCUCUGGAUCCCCGCAAGACCAUCUUUGUUGGGGGGGUGCCACGGCCCCUGCGUGCAGUGGAGCUGGCUAUGAUCAUGGACAGGCUGUACGGAGGUGUUUGCUAUGCUGGCAUCGACACGGACCCGGAACUCAAAUACCCAAAGGGGGCCGGCCGCGUGGCCUUCUCCAAUCAGCAGAGCUACAUUGCUGCCAUCAGCGCUCGCUUCGUUCAGCUGCAGCACAAUGACAUCGACAAAAGGGUGGAGGUCAAGCCGUACGUCCUGGAUGACCAGAUGUGCGACGAGUGCCAGGGGGCACGCUGUGGGGGCAAGUUCGCCCCCUUCUUCUGUGCCAACGUCACCUGCCUGCAGUACUACUGCGAGUACUGCUGGGCCAGCAUCCACUCACGAGCCGGCCGAGAGUUUCACAAGCCACUGGUGAAGGAAGGGGGCGACCGCCCUCGACACGUGUCCUUCCGCUGGAGCUGAGGGAGUUGGUUGAGUCCAAGAGCCAGCCCUGCCUAACCCCCCCCCCGGCCCCUCCUCCCCAGUGAACCCACGCCAACCUGCCCCCAAAAAAUCCUCCUGCAGCCCGGGACAGCGCUGGAACCCUCCUCCCCAAAGCCCCAUCCAUCCACCCUGCAUCCCACAAACACCUCAUGAUAAAAAAGGCAGAAGUGAUACCAUCAAACACAUGGGACUUUCUUCACAGCACACAGCUCUGAACUCAUCGUCUCGUGUUCCCCCCGACGAUGAAGCUUUGUGGGGGAAUUGAAAUGCGAAAGUCCAUGAGCUUAGAAUUUGCACUUUGGCACAAAAUCUUACUAAACACACACACAAACACACACGCACACACACACAGGAUGGUAUGUUAGACCCCUGGCUACUUUUAGUUCCCUGUUCUGUUGACUAGGUGGUGUGGUACGUCCUGUUGGACCUCCCUCCCCUUUACUAAGACAGAGGUGGGACCAUGCAAAUAUUUAAAAUAUAUAUAUAUAAAUAUAUAUAAAUAUAUAUAUUUUGUUUUGUACCUAUCUAUACAUCUAUAGAUAAUUUAAAUUUUACGUAAAAGGAGCAUGCACUUAUUUUCAAAACCUGUAGUUAUAUUGCCCCUGAUUUAAGAAGAAAAAAGAACUACCAAAGGCAAAUGAAAUUAAUGCAUACAGAGGAGCAAAAUAGGUGGCAUAAGAUGUAGCAAGAUUUAACAACUAUCCAGUAGUGUGGAGUUAAAAAGAAAAAAAAUAACACGGCUAUAUUCGCUCUCCAUUGUGACUCUGAAAAUAUUAAUACCUCAUAUGCGCAAUCAGAUCAGUUUGCUUUCUAGGUCUUUAUUUUUGAUAAUAACAUUAUUUUUUAGUGUUAUGUAAAUGUAAUGCUGCAAUAGCUUUGCUGCUAAAUCCAUGGUAUAAACUGAUACCAUAACUUUAUUCAGGCUAGGGUGUAAAAUAACAACAGAUGUAGAGAGAAGCACCUGGUGGGUUUUUUUACGUUUUCUUUUUUUUUUCUCCUAAAUUAAAUGACGAGCCGUCGUAGGGGGAGGGGGUGCCCCCAGGCAGAGACGGCUAACUUUUGUGUGUGUGUGUGUGCGUGUGUGUGUGCGUGUGUGUGCGCGCGUGUGUGGGGACCGGGUGGGGGGGAUGGGGAGGGUCGCCCCCUAACUGCAUGUUUAUUUCAAUCAGGUUGCUGCAUGCAAUAGACUUUUUCAAUAUCACGUCUAACUAUUCGAUUCUGCCCAUGUUUGCACAGCACACUAGACGUACGUUUGACUCACACCAAACUGGACAGAUACAGGGAAAGGCUGGUCAGAGGAACCAGAGGGUUCCUGCACAAACAGGCAUCCAGAUAAUAAGAUAAAGACAAAACCUUAAUAAUCACAAAUCCAAAAAAAAUGUAGGAUUACCAUUAAAACAAAAAAACAGUCUGAUAGGUGAAGUACUUUUUUUUCCUUUUUGCAGUGAUUGUUGAUAGAAUUGUGCAAUUUUUUAUACAGUACGUAGUUAGGUCUGAGUAUGCCUAGAACUGUGAUUCGCUUUAACUGUCGUCAGUGUCCGACAUAGAAGUCCUGUGAAAUGUCAUAACUAGUGUAUGCACACGUAUAUAUGUUCUCUUGUACACACACCUACAUGCACACACGUACACACACACACUCUUGCACCAGUACACACAGAAGUCUCUCACAUGUGUACUCGGAUGGCUGUCGUUCUUUUAUUUUUUUAAAUGCACAUUAACUGGGUCAGAGGAGACGCAACCAAUGUGAGCUUAGACUGAGAACUGAGUUGAAAUUAUCCUUUUUUAAUUUUUCCACCAUUGAGAAAAAGCGCACGUUUACGUCCCAGAGUGCAACCAAAGAGCUCACGUGUUAGACUUUGUUUAACAGAGACCACCUGACACACGGGAUGAGGAAACUGGACGGUACGUGGGCGCAGUAGAUUGGAUGAGGGAAAAAAAAAGAGAGGCGAUUAGGGGCGAGGAGUCAAACUUAACACUGAAGCUACUGGACACUUGAUAAACUGAGCCCUGCACAUGCUCUCAAUAAUGGGAAGGGGUAGGGAUGGGUGGGAAGGAGGAGCGUUGCCGGAACAUGCAGAUGUGCAAACUGGGAUUACCACAUUUAUCCAGAUUUUUAUUUUCCUGCAAAGCUUGAAGUAAUGGACCUGCUUAAAAAAAAGAAAAAAAGGUGGACAUAUAGAUAUAUAUUUUUGUUUUUAUCAAAAGGUUAUGGUGCAGUUUAAACAGGAACGGGCGGGUGGGUGGAUGCAAUGCAUAGAAACUUUAAGUAUUGACUGCUGAAGACGGGGAGGGUAUGCUUUUUUUUUUUUUUUUUUUUUUUUGGGAGGCUGGGCCACAUUACACUGGUUUUAGCAGUUUUGUGGACAAUCUGAACGGGAUCCUACAUCAUUGCGAGUUAACGUGUGUUACCCCUUCCCCUUUCCUUAAUUCCGUGAGUUGUGAUUGGCGCCCCUGCAGUCCCUCUCCUCUCUUUUCAUUUUACUCAGUUAAACUGUGUGUUUUUUUUCACCAAGAAAUCGAAACUAAGCAACAAUAUGUUUUUCUUCUUAACUGAGGCUAACCAUGAGUAAUAAUAAGCAUCCCUAUGAAAGUGAAUUCUGGGUGUUUUUUGUGACAUUUCUUUCCCCACCCAGAAAAAAAAAGGUUUUCUAUGUUUGUUCCUUCUCUAUAAUAGCUAUUUGUUAUGCACUACUCUUUGUAUCUGACCAGUUUUCAACAGUCAGCUGUUCUUUUUGUUAAAAGACAAAAAAAAAGAGAUAAAGUGUGCUUUCUGACUGACAAGAUCUUUUGCAAUACCUCAAUUUUGAAAUAUAUUAGGAGAGAAACAGAUAUUUUCUAAGUAAGUUUAUUCAGAUGAGAAAUAUAUAUUAAUUUAAUUCUUCAAGAGAAAUGAUUUAACAGAUGGUUGAUUUUUCUUUUUUAAAUCUUAUCAUGCUUUUUUUAAAGUUUGCUUUUAUUUUAAGAAUUAAUUAUUUUAUUUUUUUGGAAAAAGACAACAACUGAAGGAGCUAGAGCUUUAUACUAAUAAUAUGUAGUUAGUGAGAGUCUACUUUAUUACAGUGGCAGCGAGGGCGAGCGCCCCACUGGUCGAAUCAGUCGAAACAUCGGAGGGAGGAGAGCUCUUUAAGGAAAUCGAAUAUAAGGUGCUCAAAGAGGAAAACGAAACAUAUUUCCCACCUUUUUGUAUAUUUAUAAUCAAUCAUUUACUAUGCUGACCAGAGUUGUGAAAGAGAUCUUCUGUUCGUUAUUUUUUUAAGAGAAGUUUUUUAUGUUUCCUAAACGUUUGUGCUCCCUUUUUUUGUUUUUGUAAGAAAAAAAGAGGAAAAAAAAGCAACCCCGAUUCGUUAGCCCGACGAGAAAGACUUGUGAGAGUCACGGCUGGAGGUAGAGAGAAAAGAAUGUGAUUUUUACCACAAAACAGACACAAGUGUUUCACCUGUAACUUGAUCGGAAGCCCCCAAGGUGCAUCAAUAGACUGGUGGCCUUCUAUUCACGCAAGACUUGAAUUAGUCCCAUUUUUUUUAAAAGGCUAACAACCUUGAUUCUUUGUCGUAAUGUGCAAUACUGUUUGUACUGUUUGUAGAAAAGAAGAAAACAAGAAAAAAGAGGCAUAAAUCUUUACUGCAGAAUUAUUUUCAUUGCAAGCAUUGUGAUUCACUAAAAAUCAUUUUCUACUGUGUAUUUACCUACUCUACCUGCUAGUACCUUCCAGUAGUAAUGUAGCCUUUGUACUGAGAAAUUUUCAUUAUUUUUAGAAAGUUUUGCUAAAAAACAAAAGAAGAAUUUAAACAUAUUUACAUAUUUUCAUUUUUAUUUCAUGUUUUUUCUUUACAGACUUAUUUCUCAACCAUUAAUAGUUAUUUCUGGGGGAGACUUUCAUAUCUGGUCAAUGUCAUUAAUAUUAUUUUGUAUUUUUACUUGGAAUAAAUUAAUUUUUAUUAUGCUAAUUCUUUAAAAGUUUAUUUUUUUUUCCAUUUGUUCACUUUUUCAUUUUUUUGGAAGCUAUGAAAAAACCCCUUUGUAAUAUUGUUACUAAAGUGUCUCGUUUCUUGAAAUGCUAAGCUUUAUGUGUUAUAACUUGCUGAUGUUGCUUACAUUAGUGUGAAAAUGAUCUAAAGAUGAAAAAAAAACUACUCACAAAGAAACAGAUUGGUGGUUGGUGAUGUUUAAGUGAUUCGCAAUGUAAACAGAUGAAUGGGCAAUAAAAUAAAAAUGGCAGAAUGGAGCAUA